CUGGUCUUCUACAUUAAAUGGUGUGUGCAUCACAAAACGCUACUGCUGAAGGUAUCUUCACCAUGUCAGCUGUGACUGAUCAGCCUCUUCCCUUUGGCCAACUGGAGCGAGAGAAGCACAUCCGCAUGAUCUUCAGAGCUUUCCAGAACAAAUGCGACCCCUUGUGUGAGUGCCACCUUCACUCACCAUCAGGACACCAAGCUCUCCAAACAUCUGGCGAGCUGCAGAAUAUAAGGAGCGAGGAGUCGUGCCUUGAUGGUGCAGGCACGUCAAACUCUUUGAGUGUGCUGGAUGAAGUCAGUGAGUUUCAUAUCACUGCAAGACCACAGCUACAGGGUCCACAGUGUGUUCCACAAAGGAUCUACAGCAUCGCCUCAGGGGACAACAGGUUACAAUUGUUCAUAGCUGUGGAAGAGAGUUCAUGCGUGUGCCUUCAGUGUUGUGGUCCAGCUCGUGCUUGUUCCUUGCAGGGUUUUGACCAGCAAGGCCACCAGGUUUUCUACUUUGACAGACCUCUCAGAAUGGACGGCUGCUGUUUCGGUUGCUGUCUCAUGGAUAUAAGCGCCUACACGGCUCAAAAGCGACUUAUCGGGACUGCGUGUCAGAGGUGGAGCAUGUUCACCCCUCUGAUUGAAGUCAAAGAUGCAGAGGGGGCGUGUGCAGCCAGAAUUCAGGGACCGUGCUGCCCAAGCCGCUGCUUGACAAACCAGCAAUUCCAGAUUAUCUCAAACAUUGGGGAGAAAAUUGGCACCAUAUGGAAGAAAUGGCCAGGCUUUCACCAUGAGCAUAAUAUGGACCAUGAAUAUUUUGGGAUGGAGGGUGAGUUUUCUCAUGUCGCUUUAAUUUAAGCUUUAAUACACACAUCUGAAAUAACAUAUCAAUUUGUGCAGUGCCACUAAGCAUGGAUUCACAAACCAAGCUGUUGCUACUGGCAGCCACAUUCUUACUGGUGAGCAUCUGUUUUCAUUUGUUAUUUUUGUUAUAUUUUUAAUGGGUUCGAAGA
Molecule: messenger RNA, 1003 nt
Organism: Doryrhamphus excisus (bluestripe pipefish)
Lineage: Eukaryota; Metazoa; Chordata; Actinopteri; Syngnathiformes; Syngnathidae
Product: phospholipid scramblase 1
Biological process (GO): plasma membrane phospholipid scrambling
Cellular component (GO): plasma membrane
Molecular function (GO): phospholipid scramblase activity
Source: RefSeq, a predicted model, not a curated record